AUGAGCUUUGGGAUGAGAAACUUUAGGUACAUUGAAGAAAUUAAAGAAGCACUGGAGAGGGAGUGCCCUGGAGCUGUUUCUUGUUCAGAUAUUCUUGUCUUGUCAGCUAGGGAGGGUGUUGUUCGGGAAAACACAGAGAGAAAAGAAAGGAAGGCAGAGAAGGUUGCAGAUGUUGUGGUAAUUAGCAAGGCAGACAAGGUUGGGGAACCCACUGUGAUCACUGCAAAUUGCCCUAACAAAACUGGGUUGGGCUGUGAUUUGUGCAGAGUUAUAUUGCUCUUUGGGCGAAGCAUUUGCAGAGGAGGUUUUGGAGACACUCAAGCACCUCAUCAGCUCAAGAAAAUAAUGGUAAAAGCCAUAGCUAGCAAGCAAGAGAGAGAUGAAAAAGCUUCCUGA
Molecule: messenger RNA, 396 nt
Organism: Prunus armeniaca (apricot)
Lineage: Eukaryota; Viridiplantae; Streptophyta; Magnoliopsida; Rosales; Rosaceae
Source: the annotation of a GenBank genome assembly